UUGGACAAGAUGGCGGAGGCAGCGGUCGACAGCCCGAUGGAGGUGGUGCAGGCUCUGGCGGACGAGGCCAUGCCCGACGAAGCGGGCCUCGGCUGCCUGGUCAGCCUGCCCGGCGAGCUGCUGGAGUACAUCCUGUGCAGCGGCCCGCUGACGGCCACGGACAUCCUGCAGGUCGCCAGCACCUGCCGGAGGCUGCGAGAGCUGUGCCAGAGUAGCGGGAAGGUGUGGAAGGAGCAGUUCCGGGUGAGGUGGCCUUCCCUUAUGAACCACUACAGCCCCACCGACUACGUCAAUUGGCUGGAGGAGUAUAAAGUUCGUCAAAAAGCUGGGGUGGAAGCCCGGAAGAUUGUAGCCUCCUUCUCAAAGAGGUUCUUUUCCGAGCACGUCCCUUGUAAUGGUUUCAGUGACAUCGAGAAUCUUGAGGGCCCGGAGAUAUUUUUCGAGGACGAACUGGUGUGUAUCCUGAACAUGGAAGGAAGGAAAGCUUUGACCUGGAAGUACUAUGCAAAAAAAAUCCUUUACUACCUGCGGCAACAGAAAAUCUUAAACAAUCUCAAGACUUUUCUUCAGCACUCGGAUGACUAUGAAUCGUAUCUCGAAGGUGCCGUGUUCAUCGACCAGUACUGCAACCCCCUGGCUGAAAUCACCCUCAAGGACACCCAGGCCCAGUUCGACAGCAUCGUGGAGCUCGUGCGCAAAGCCCUCCGAGGCCUCAACAGCCGCCACCCCAGCCUGACUUUCAGGGCAGGGCGGUCCUCCAUGGUAAGGGAGCUCGACCUCCAGGGCCAGGUGCUGGAAGCCAUGAACUAUGUCCUCUACGACCAACUGAAAUUCAAGGGGAACCGAAUGGAUUACUACAAUGCCCUGAACUUGUACAUGCACCAGGUUCUGACCCGCAGAACUGGGAUCCCCAUCAGCAUGUCUCUGGUGUACAUGACAAUUGCCCGGCAGCUGGGGGUCCCUCUGGAACCUGUCAACUUCCCAAGUCACUUCUUGCUGAGAUGGUGCCAGAGCACAGACAGGGCCAACCUGGACAUCUUCGACUACAUCUACAUCGACGCUUUCGGGAAGGGCAGGCAGCUGACGGUGAAGGAGUGUGAAUACCUUAUCGGCCAGCACGUGACCCCAGCCCUGUACGGGGUGGUCAACGUGAAGAAGGUGCUGCAGCGGAUGGUGGGGAACCUCCUGAGCCUGGGCAAGCGCAGGGAAGGUAUCGACCAGUCCUACCAGCUCCUGCGAGACUCGCUGGACCUGUACCUGGCGAUGUACCCGGACCAGGUGCAGCUGCUCCUCCUCCAGGCCAGGCUCUACUUCCACCUGGGAAUCUGGCCAGAGAAGUCUUUCUGUCUUGUCUUGAAGGUGCUUGACAUCCUCCAGCACAUUCAGACCCUGGACCCCGGGCAGCACGGGGCGGUGGGUUACCUGGUGCAACACACCCUAGAGCACAUUGAGCGCAAGAAGGAGGAGGUGGGCGUGGAGGUGAAGCUCCGCUCCCACGAGAAGCACAGGGAUGUCUGCUACUCCAUUGGGCUCAUUAUGAAACACAAGAGGUACGGCUACAACUGCGUGAUCUACGGCUGGGACCCCACCUGCAUGAUGGGACACGAGUGGAUCCGCAACAUGAACGUCCACAGCCUGCCCCACGGCCAUCACCAGCCUUUCUACAACGUGCUGGUGGAGGAUGGUUCCUGCAGAUACGCAGCCCAGGAAAACUUGGAAUAUAACGUGGAGCCUCAAGAAAUCUCGCACCCCGACGUCGGACGCUAUUUCUCAGAGUUCACGGGCACUCACUACAUCCCAAACGCAGAGCUAGAGCUCCGGUACCCGGAGGACCUGGAGUCGGUCUACGAGACGGUGCAGAAUAUUUACAGUGCCAAGAAAGAGAACGCAGAGUAAACUCUGAGAGAGGACAUUGCACCUUUGCUGCUGCUAUCUUCCAAGAGAACAGGAUUCUAGAAAUCUCCACGGAUCCCUCUGGAUUCGUUCCCCAGGAAAGCCACUUAGCCAGGGGUGCCAGUGCCCCCCUAUGUCUAGGUAGCCUGUGCUCUCCUCCAGCUGCAAAGGCAAUGUCGCUCUGCGCCUGCACCCUGAGUCCGUCUGAAAGGCCCCGCGUUCAGUGGCAUGGCUUGUACGCGUGUCCUGUGGUGACAGCGCGUGACAGUCCGCCUUCACGAGGUCUCACAGUCGACACUCUUGUAACCUCCUUUUUGACUCACUUUCCGUUCUGUCGCACGUCCGUCUCAGAACACUGUGUUUGCUGGGCAGACGGGGUUAUGGGCUUGCAGUAGUUCCUCUUCUGGUCGCUCUGCGGGGCACGCUCAGCCCCGAGGAAGGGCUCUUUCUUUGUCUCGGCACCCCGAGUUUAGUCGCUUUUCGGAAGUGAAGCUAGGUGAUCUUGGAGAUUAACAAACUAGUGGUAAUCAGAAUCAUUUGCUUUUAUUUUUUCUCUGUGAAACAGAUUUGAAGCAUUUAUCUUUUUCUGUAUUUGAAUUAGGAGAGUAACAGUUUUCCCUCUUGGAUGUAUGCCUCUAUCUCUAUGAAUCAUUAGUUUUCCAUUUUAUUACAUGAAAUUCUUUGAGAAAAUGUAUAAUGGCCUUGGUGAUGGGUUUUUCCAUGUUCAUCUAUUAUGCCUCCCUUUAAAAUAAGUACUUUUUAAGAAAAUUUUUAACUAUUCAGUAUCGUAAGUAGACUUAAAUCGGUGAUGGGUUCUCUUUACAGUAGGAGGUGCAAUCUGAUGUUAAAAUGUCUGCUUUUAGAGAUUUUCCUGCGCAGUCUCCAAAGACCCAAAAAUGAGAUUUCGCUUUUGUAAGCAGGAAAAAAAAAUAAUGAACUUAAAAAAUGAAAAAAAAAAAAAAAAGAAAAGAGGAGGCUUCACGCCCCCACGACUCACCGCCAAACCUUUUUGAAUGUGUUAGGGUAGAAAUACAUGAACCGUCUUUCAGUUGAAGAGUCUUUGGUCCGUGGGCAAGGAAACAGAUGGAACCUGCGCUCUCCAGUCGCCGCGGCUGCAAAGCCGUCAGCACGCAGCUGUUCUCGGCCCCGCGGGGCCGCCCCACUUCCUACUCAGACCGCAGUGGCUUCUCUUCUGUGCUCUUAGUAACGGCGUGGAAGGUCCCAAAUCCGCGCAGCCACUCCGGCCAGCCAGGUCUCCAGCCAGACGACCCGGUGGGCCUGGAGUCAGGGCCUCCGAACUCCCUCUCCCAGGUGGAAAGAACCCAGUCGAUCUAGCGAGUGGGGCCCCAGGGGACGGGGGUCCAGCCUCCCCUCACUGCCGGUGUUCGUUUGCACGCAGUGUGUCCUCACCCCGUCUGACGACUGCCACUUGUUGAUUCUGUUUGAAACCCAAGGAUGACAGAGGUUUGGGGGCCACAGUGGGCACUUGAUAGCAGUCGACAGCUGAGUUAAGCAGUCAUUGGCGAGAGAGGGAGAUUCGACCAGCCAGUUCCCUCCACCUGAACUCUCUGUCGUCCAGUGUCCGUGUCCCCCGUCAAAUCUAGACAGUUCGGACUUGCCUUUGACACUGUGACCACUCACAGCGCCCGGCCCGCUCGAGGCUGGGGCUUCACACUACUCUCGUUGGAAGGUGGAAAGUAGGAAGUGCGGAGCGAACGCUUGUGCGACGCAACACUAAGAAACCGUGCGGCACGCUGGGAACUGUGACGGUCGCAUUUCCGGUGGGUUUCCUUUGUCCGCAGAGGGACGUCAAAGCCCAGAAAGAUGGUUUCCCCUGUAAAUAUGUGUCUAGACUGUUCUUACCUGUUUUCUUGUGAAUGCUUCUCUUGGCUCCAGGAGGCCUCGGGCACCUGUGUCAGCUGGUACUUGGGCACUUUAUAUUUUUCUAAAAAACGUGUUUUGGAACCUGUACUCUAAUAAAUCGUAAGUUUCUUUUUAAAAUUUUUCCAAAGUUUUCUCCACUUUAAAAAGCCCUGUUAUAAAAGUAGAACUUUCGCAAUGUUAAAAUAUUAAAUAUUUGGAUGUAGUAACUUCUUUUCUCUUCCAACGAAUGCCAAGAUCUUCUUUGGUACCAUGUUAGCGAGUGGGACUUCGCUAGACAGGCCGCGGAAACGGCCCGUUUCCUUGCAGAACAGAAAGACCCACCGCGACAGGCAGCAGAAUGUCUCUCACUCCUCUUCUGAUCAAAAUAUGCAAAAGUUGGCCCUGCUGAAAUUUUUCUUAACAUUGGUGAGCGCACAGGGUACCUUUCAUCUAUGAUUUUCCUGCCAAAUGCGAAAUUUUAUAAGCUCGCUAGUAAUCUUGAGAGUAUCUGCAUAUAAUGCAAAGACUUCUUCAGCUUUUCGAUUUUGUCAAAGUCUGCGUUUGUGAAACGAGAGUGGCAGAGGCUCCGAGGGAAGCCCCGGAGUGUAGUGGGCGUCGCCCUGACAUCUGCGCGCCCUGCAGCCCCGUCCAGAAGGUCCGGUGGAGUCACCAGUCUCCUGCGCCGCAGUGUUCCUCGGGGCCUGUGACGUGCUGUUGGACCACGUGACUGUUCUGGAGCCUGCAGUGCGUCCCACUUUCCUGACGACUUCGACCCUGGGACGCCCCUCCCACGCACGCACGCACGCCGCGUCCCUGGGCCCAGUGCGUGCCGGCGCCUUCGGGAGGCACCGUCUCGGUGAGAGGCCAUCCAGCCCACCAGCCACGCCCGAUUCGAGACCACCUCCGCGUCAGCCCCGUGGGGGGGCGCAGCGUCUCGGCUGAGAGUGUUAUCCAUCCGCUUGGACUGUGAAAGGCCGCCUUUAUGCUGUCUCUCUGCCUGACCCUACUGUAGAUCUCCACUGUAAGUGCAUUCACCCCGCAGAAUUGUUUGACUGCAAAACCCCACGCCGAACGCUGUCGCUCAAUCAGCUUAACGUUUCCCCACAUCUGCUUAACGCCUCGUCUUUAAUUUUAAAACGUCCGAUGUCUCGGUCUUCCCUAAUGUAUCACGUCGAGUCGCGCGUCCCUGUGUUAGGCUGUCUCCUGCCACCAUCAAGUCCCUUUGCUGUGAAGGGAAAUACUUUUUUUGUCUCACUUCUUAUUCCACAUAUGUGAAAUUGAACCACCAGCAACUUUUUCAUUCAACAGUAUCUUCAGUGUCCCGUGACCGUGAAAAUCGAGAUGUCUGUCUUUUGUUUCUGGGAGGGGAGGGGAGACUGCCCACCGUGAGGGAGGGAGGAGGUCAGCCCUGUGGCCGUGUAUUUUUGGAGACGUUAGUAGCUGUAUUGCAUGUGUUACUUUGUACCGCUUGCUUGCUUGGAGCCAGGCACCGGCCAGAUGUGGACGGCCCUCACAGCAGCUCUACAAGGCAGGGCCAGGUAGUGAAUACUGGGACUGCACACAGUCUGUCACACACUCUUCUCUGUUUUUAAAAACACACGAAACUACAAUCUGAGCCCGAGGGCUGCACAGAAGCAGGCCGAAGGUGGGACGCGGCCCGCCAGCCGCCAUCUGCUGGCCCCAGCCCGGGGGCGGGGCUUGCCUGGCAUCCCGCCCUCCCGAUGGGGAGCUGCGCACUCUGCUCGUGCAUAGGGGGGACCUGGCGUUCGACAGCCACACUACCGACUACCUCGCAAUGUUUUUACCUUUCGCCUUGCAGCAACUUUACCUUCUAACCUUUCACUUCUGAAAACUUAGAAUCAAGAGAAAAGGACAUUCCUUUGGUGAUUAAAAUGUGCAAUUAUCGCAUAAAUGUAUUAUGGCCAUUUAGCAAUGACUGUAUUAGGGUAAUGAUAGUUCUGUAAUAAAUAGAUCCCCCAAAAAAUA
Molecule: messenger RNA, 5742 nt
Organism: Phyllostomus hastatus (greater spear-nosed bat)
Lineage: Eukaryota; Metazoa; Chordata; Mammalia; Chiroptera; Phyllostomidae
Gene: FBXO21
Product: F-box protein 21
Exons: 12
Coding region: 10-1896 (628 amino acids)
Molecular function (GO): protein binding; DNA binding
Source: RefSeq, a predicted model, not a curated record